Molecule: messenger RNA, 156 nt
Organism: Botrytis fragariae
Lineage: Eukaryota; Fungi; Ascomycota; Leotiomycetes; Helotiales; Sclerotiniaceae
Exons: 1
Coding region: 1-156 (51 amino acids)
Source: RefSeq, a predicted model, not a curated record
AUGGCUUCUGAGUAUGCAGGUGCUAGUGAGCGAUAUAACGGGGAGAAUAGCGGACUAACAGACGGUGACAACGAUGACGCGAUGGCUCGCACAGUCGACAAUAUUGAAGAUGAACUUGGGGAUGGGGACGAGGACCCAAAUCCUGGGAUAAAGUAA